Merops nubicus (carmine bee-eater) is the source of this 534-nucleotide messenger RNA. It is a transcript of the gene IFNG, whose product is annotated as interferon, gamma. Bases 1 to 495 code for a protein of 164 amino acids. Gene Ontology annotation, molecular function: type II interferon receptor binding. The record is from RefSeq and is a predicted model, not a curated record. The transcript is spliced from 4 exons. Lineage: Eukaryota; Metazoa; Chordata; Aves; Coraciiformes; Meropidae. Gene Ontology annotation, cellular component: extracellular region. Gene Ontology annotation, biological process: immune response.
AUGACUCGUCAGACCUACAGUUUCAUUGUUCUGCCUAUCAUCAUGAUUUCUUUUGGACAGUUUGGAAAUAGCUCAUUUCUUGCUCAGCUUCAAAAUGAUAUAGACCAACUGAAAGCUGACUUUAACUCAAGUCAUGCAGAUGUAGCUGACGGUGGACCUAUUUUUACUGAAAAACUGAAAAACUGGACAGAGAGAAAUGAAAAAAGGAUCAUCCUGAGCCAGAUCCUUUCCAUGUUCUUGGAAAUGCUUGAAAACACUGACAAGUCGAAGGCACAUGUCAGGCACAUAACUGAGGAGCUCUAUACUCUGAAAAACAGCCUUCCUGAUGGCUCAAAGAAGAUGAAGGACCUCAUGGACCUGGCAAAGCUUCAGAUGAGUGACUUGAAAAUUCAGCGCAAAGCUGUGAACGAGAUGUUCAGUGUCUUGCAAAAACUGGUGGAGACUCCAACUUCUCUCAAAAGGAAAAGGAGCCAGUGUCAGAGGUGCAGAUGCUAAUGACAUCAUAUGACCUUUUGUACUGAGUUAUUGUGCAAA